UAUAAACAGUGUUACGAGACAAAGAUCCAGGGUGGCUCCCUCUCUCUCCCUCUCUUUCUACAGAGGAAAUGCUGCACGGCUGCAAGGUGUCCGGUUUUUCUCGGGGGACACUUCUCCAACCGUCCUUCAAUCGCCGGAAUGUCGGUUCCCAGCCCCUAAGCCGGCGUGAUAUUCGGUUAGCACCGGCGUCUUCGUCGGCUUCCGUCGCCCAUGGACUCCCAGAUCUGGCCGUCUCUGAACCGUCCAGCGACACCAGGGAGAGUCUCGCCGAUCGGCUACGCCUCGGGAACUUGGAGGAAGACGGUUUCUCGUACAAGGAAAGGUUCAUCGUGCGGUGCUACGAGGUCGGCGUCAACAGGACGGCCACGAUCGAGACGGUCGCGAAUCUUUUGCAGGAAGUUGCAUGCAGCCAUGCACAGAGCGUUGGUUUUUCAACUGAUGGAUUUGCUACCACCAAUACAAUGAGAAAGCGAAACCUUAUAUGGGUUGCAGCUAGAAUGCAUAUUGAAGUGUACAAGUAUCCAGCUUGGGCCGAUGUGGUGGAAAUUGAGACAUGGUGCCAAGGAGAAGGAAAAAUUGGUACAAGACGUGACUGGAUCUUAAAGGACUUCGCAACAGAUACAGUUAUUGGAAGAGCUACCAGUAAAUGGGUGAUGAUGAAUGAAGUGACAAGACGUCUUGAGAGAGUUACAGAUGAUGUGCGGGAUGAACUGUCACUUUACUGUCCACAAACUCUAAGACUGGCAUUUCCUGAAGAGGACAGCUUCUGUUUGAAAAAAAUCCCGAAGCUUGAUGAUCCAGCUCAGCAUUUGCUGUCGGGACUCAUGCCUAGGCGCUCAGACUUUGACAUGAACCAGCAUGUGAACAACGUGACCUAUAUUGGUUGGCUUCUUGAGAGUAUGCCGCAAGAAGUAUUAGACAGACAUGAGCUUCAAACCAUCACUUUAGAUUACAGAAGGGAAUGCCAACGAGAUGACAAGGUUGAUUCCUUGACUAGCUUGGAGUCAGACGACACAGAAGAUAUCUCAAGCGGUGGCCAUGGCUCUGCAAAUGGGUCUGCAACUGCAGCCAAGCAGAAUGUGAACUCUUCAAGCAAAGAAGCCAUCCAAUUCUUGCAUUUCUUGAGAUUGUCUGAUAAUGGGCUCGAGAUUAACAGAGGGAGAACCGUGUGGAGGAGAAAGGUGGCAAGCUAUUAGCUCUUGAGGUUGUCUGGUACUAGUGCCUGUACGAUUAUGUAGAAAAGAUAACUUAUAAUUCUUUCUACGGCGAGGAUAGAACAGACGACAGUUCCCGACCGUUGGGUUUCAAAAAUUUCCAACUAAUCGGUUUUUUGGUUGUGUGUGUGUGUGAGGGAGAGAGAGAGCUAUUUUUGGGCAAUUGAACUAGUGUCAUUUCUUAAUUGGUUAAAUUUGGAAAUGCCACCUUGUUAAUUGUUAUUCGCAGAAGCGGAUGACCUUAAACUCUCAAUCAUUUUGCUGCUUUAUUAUCUUA
Molecule: messenger RNA, 1491 nt
Organism: Nymphaea colorata (pocket water lily)
Lineage: Eukaryota; Viridiplantae; Streptophyta; Magnoliopsida; Nymphaeales; Nymphaeaceae
Product: oleoyl-acyl carrier protein thioesterase 2, chloroplastic-like
Exons: 7
Coding region: 69-1196 (375 amino acids)
Biological process (GO): fatty acid biosynthetic process
Molecular function (GO): fatty acyl-[ACP] hydrolase activity; acyl carrier activity
Source: RefSeq, a predicted model, not a curated record